Pelodiscus sinensis (Chinese soft-shelled turtle) is the source of this 6311-nucleotide messenger RNA. The record is from RefSeq and is a predicted model, not a curated record. Lineage: Eukaryota; Metazoa; Chordata; Testudines; Trionychidae.
CCUCUAGGGAAACCUAUGAAAAGAACCUUCAUGAAACCAUGUCUCUCUUUCUCCUCUGUUGCAGUGAUACCUAAAGUAACAAAGCACUUACUGGCCAAUCCUGUCUUCACCUGCAUCGUUCUUGCUGCCUGCAUGGAGAUUGCUGUGGUGGCUGGCUUUGCAGCCUUCCUUGGGAAAUAUCUAGAACAGCAGUUCAACCUCACCACCUCGUCAGCCAAUCAGCUCCUGGGGAUGACAGCGAUCCCAUGCGCAUGUCUGGGCAUAUUCCUGGGAGGGCUCCUGGUGAAGAAGCUCAGCCUGUCUGCUCUAGGAGCCAUCAGGAUGGCCAUGCUGGUUAAUCUGGUGUCCACAGCUUGCUAUGUUUCUUUCUUGUUCCUGGGCUGCGACACAGGGCCUGUAGCUGGGGUUACUGUUCCCUAUGGAAACAACUCAGUUCUGACCUCGCCUUUGGACCCGUAUUCCCCCUGCAAUAACAACUGUGAAUGCCAAACCGAUUCCUUCACUCCAGUUUGUGGGGCAGAUGGGAUCACCUACUUGUCUGCCUGCUUUGCGGGCUGCAACAGCACGAAUCUCACUGGCUGCGCAUGCCUCAGUUUGGUCCCAGCUGAGAACGCUACAGUUAUGCCUGGAAAAUGCCCCAGUCCUGGCUGCCAAGAGGCCUUCUUGACAUUCCUCUGUGUGAUGUGUGUUUGCAGCAUGAUCGGAGCCAUGGCGCAGACGCCCUCAGUUAUCAUACUUAUCAGAACAGUGAGCCCUGAACUUAAGUCUUAUGCUUUGGGGGUGCUUUUCCUGCUGCUCCGUUUGCUAGGUUUUAUCCCACCGCCCUUGAUCUUUGGGGCUGGAAUUGACUCAACAUGUCUGUUCUGGAGCACGUUUUGUGGCGAACAAGGAGCCUGUGCAUUAUAUGACAAUGUGGUCUAUAGAUACCUAUAUGUUAGCAUUGCUAUAGCCCUGAAGUCUUUCGCAUUCAUCUUAUACACAACUACCUGGCAAUGCUUGAGGAAAAACUAUAAAAGAUACAUCAAGAACCAUGAAGGCGGUCUCAGCACUAGUGAAUUCUUUGCCUCUACUCUCACCCUAGAUAAUCUGGGGCGGGACUCUGUGCCCCAAAACCAGUCACAUAGGACAAAAUUUAUCUAUAACCUUGAAGAUCACGAGUGGUGUGAAAAUAUGGAGUCUGUUUUAUAGUGACUAAGGAUGGAUGAACUCUAUAUUAAUAAUAUAAGAGUCCUUUUUAAAUAAAAGAGAGAGAAUAAAAUUUAAAAAAAAAAACAGGAAACUUUUGUUUUUUUCUCAAAAGUCAGAGCCAAGGAUUCAGAAUAACAAAAUCUUUAAAUGGGAUCAUUUUUGAAAUCCUUUCGGAGUGCUGGAAAGAACUCAAAACCACUCCAGCUGGGUACCAGCCCCCUUGAUGAUGGUACAAUCUUCCAGGAUGGAGUCACCUACAAGGGCAUUGGGAGAUGCAAAGCCAGGGUUUUGUCAGAGACCACAGUGGAUGGACAUUGGGCACCUGGUGAGAAGAAACAAGCAAAUAACAGCAAUUCCUGAAUAAGCGUUAGUGACACUGCUUGCCAUUGGGGAUCUGGGCAGCUCUGUCACCUUUGCAAUAUGGGCUAACAGGUUAGCCAGUCUGGGUGCUGUUCAAGUCCAAUGCACUCUUUCAAUGAUGUCAAAAGAGGGAACAGUGCAGGAUUGAUUAAACUACUUACACUCUGUCUGCACCAGCCAUGAUUCCAUGUUAGAUACUUUGAAUGCUGCCGUAUACCCUCUAGCCAGCUUACAUUGGUGGUCAAAGGCUCCACUGUCCUUCCAGCAGAUCUCAGAUUUUGGUUCUCUGUAAAUGGCUGUGUUCAGAUCUCUAAUACCCAGUAAAGUUCAAGUCAUUUGCUUACACUUGCCAAAUGUUGUCAUUUUUUUAAAAUUCCAAAUAUUUCUCUCAAUAAUCCUUUUAAGGUUUAAGUACUUUCAAAUCUAUGUUAACCCUUAAAUCGCUGACAGUGUUCUAUAGGGGGAUUUAUAAUGCCAGUUGCAUUUUUUUCCGGUUUCUUUUCAAUAUGCCACCAUAUCAUGCAAGGGAUUCAGUUAAUCCAUUGCAUUUUUUUAUUCUAUAUGCCUUCAUUCUGAUGCACUGUCAAACCAAUGAGGACAUACAUUAUUAAAAAGAAAUUAAAAGAGAGAAUGCACUGUGUCUCUAUAAAAAUAAUUACCAGCUGGAGAAUUCUAGUACGAUAUAAUAAUUUACAGAUUAUUUUUUCAUAUAACAUGUGACUCAGUGAAUACAUAGAUGGAGAGAACCUUUGUUUAUGUACUCUCCAAUUUUUAAAUAUGUAUUAUUUGCAAUCAAAGGUGGAAUGGGAGUAUUCCUUAAAAUUAUAUGUGUGUGUGUGUGUGUGUGUGUGUGAGAGAGAGAGAGAGAGAGAGAAUACUUGAGUCCUGUCCUGCGACCCUUACUCAGACUAUUUCUAUUCCCGUGAGUAAGUCCCAUUAAUUUCAAGGAUCCUACUCAUGUGAGGAAAUGGUGCAGGAUCUGACUUGCUAUGGGCCAAAUUUGCCCUUAGAGUUUCAUUCAGGGCUUCUAUAAAGGGACAGAAUUUUCAAAAGCACCUAAUAUUGGCCAUUAAUCGCUAGGACCAGAGUUUGGGCCUUACUGAGCAUGUUUGAAAAUUGCACCUAAAUUCUGUAGGGGAUGCUCCCCCCCAUGCAACCUGGGGAAGAAUUGGCAUUAUCUUUAAAUUGGAGUUUUGUCCAAUACCCUUUGAAAUGAAGGGGAAUCUUUCUAUUGAUUUCAAUGGGCCUUGGAUCAAACUUUUCCUAUGUUAUCUUUUUCCAGAGCAUUCCUACUGUUAAGCAAUAAAACAUGGCUGGGUUUAAUUAAUUUUCUCCAACGGUAACUGAAACCGACCGUGUUUCCAAUGGAGUAAAUGUCAGUAGCAUUUUAAGGGUUAGCAUUGUUAAUUAAGAAUCUCCGGAGGUUUGUUUGUCUUUUAUUGUGAACUUACAAGCUUCAAGUGUCCCGGGAGUAGGUGAGCUUCCCAGAGUUAUGUUCAUUGCCAGGAACGGACACACCAAACUCCUCACAAAAGGAGCAGUGAAGUUAACUUGCCAUUCGUGUCCAGUACCGUUUUAGCAGACCUUGCUUUAAUCAAGACAGUUAAAAGCUGGCAGUAUAAGACCAUUUUCAGACUAACUUACUUUACAGAUGUGUUUCAUAAUUUAUGCACUGCAUUAAAUGUUCAGCAUCAGUAAGGGCAAAGAACCCAGUAUAUCAAAUAAACUGCACUGUGCCAAAUAUUCAACCAAUAAUGUACCAAUAUAUGUUUUUAUUCUUGGCUUGGAACCUUGUACAGAAUCAUUUGGUAAAGAGUGGAGUGGAAAGGGAAAAAACGAGCAGUGCUGUUUGUAAAUGUUGGGUGAUAAAUGAUGCAUUUGAACCACAAUAUUUAGAUCAGUUUAUUGUAUCCUCUGCUAACAUAGAGAUACUGCAUCCAUAAGCUAAUGAAUUAAACAAAGGAACAGGUUGCAUAACCGUCUCAUAAAAUAUGUAUAAUUGUCAAGUAUAAACCUUUGAAAGCUUUCUGUACAAUUUUCCUUAUUUUGAAAAUUUAGUGCUUAUAGAAUGCCGCCUUUUUCAGACACUAGCUCAUAGCUUUAUGCUACACACACACAUUACAACAACAUGUCUCCAUGUCUGAUUUCUUGAAAAAUCUAUAAACCCUUUUGCAGCUUGGAUUUUUUUCCUCUAAAAAUCCAGGCUGACUAAGACUAUUAUGCGGGCUUGAUGCAAAACAAACUGAAAAGAGUCCCAGAGCUUUGCUUUGUCAUUGUGUGGAUAUACAGUCAAAAAAUCAUCUUACCAGUGUUACAGAACACAGGAUUGCAAAGCACGAAGUGUCACUUCACUUGUUUGUUUGGGGGAUUUUUUAUUUUUACUUUUUUUUAUCUUAAUCGGAUUUCUUGCGUGUGUACAGAAAGCUCAGCCUAAGCUGGGUUGUUUUAUUACUUUUGUACUUAAUUAUUUUGUAUCUUGUGAAAUUGUGUGAAUUUAUUUCUUUUUUUCCCUAUAACAUUGCUUUUGAAAAGCUCUUUUUUAGGAAACAUCAGAUCUCAGUAUCAUCAAGGGCUUUAUUCAGAGUUGUGGUGCUGUCAUAGGAGAAAGAGGUUGUCUGUGCAUAUAAAACAAAACAUGAAACCAAAUAUUCAGAGUGCUCCAACUGUUCCUUUGCUUUGCUGAUUUCAAAGUCUCAAUCCAGUUUUUCCUGUUCCCGACUUUUAAUUGCACAAUCAGGAGUGAAUAAUCUCAACUACUAAACCCCCUAAAAUGGGAGCCACAUGGCUUUUGUAGACACUUCGCUUCCUUUUUCAAGAAUGACUUAACCAUGCAGGAGAUGGAAUUGGAAAGAUCUUCUUCCUGAGAGGAGAAAGUGGAGGCAAACCUCCCAGCUCCGAAGCUCAGAUCCUAGCUUUCCCCAGAUUCAGGAGCCUUUGAAUUCAGGGUUUUUGUUGAGGCCUAUCUCAGAUUCAACAUUGUCCCCAGACACUGUGCUUUGCUUCCUGGUGACAGCCUUCUAAGGAGAUAUUUUGGAAAAUGCAUUAUACAAUUUGGAGCCUGAUUCUCUUCUCACUCUCGUGAGUGUAAAUCAGGAGAGACUCCAAUGACAUUGGGGUGGGGAUCUAAGGGUGAAAGUGGUACAAGUGAGAACAGAAUCAAUCCAUUAGGACUUUUUAUGUCCUUUGGGCUUUUUAAACAACAUGAUGCCUUUUGAGACCAUCCCUUUAUACUUAUGUCCCACCCGCUUGAGAAUCUCACCAGAGCAAAGAGCAUUCUUGGGACGGAGGAGACAGCUUUCCAUUCAAAUCCCCAGACGAGGACAUGAUGGAGAUUUGAAGAUCACUUGAAUUACCAAGCCAAAUCCACCCACUUUCCCCUUGUUCAAUAGGAAGGGCCCUACACCACUCCCUGGAGAGUCUGUAUAUUCAAGGCAUUAAAACUCAGCUCUCAUGCUACCAUUAUCCUGUCUGAGCAGGGUAUGAGCCUUAUGGGAGAUAGAAGGAAUUAACUCCCAGGGAGCGGAACUAGCAAUACUUAAAAAGGAAACAAUGGGGUGAGCAGAUGACAUUUGAAGAGGGAUUUAAGAAUUUCCAAAUAGCUUGGGCAUGUUAAAAAAAUCUUUUAAAAGAAAAUCUUUAGACAAGCUUUAUAUUCCCCCUUCACUAUACAGAAUGUCAUCUGCAAUGAUUGUUCGUUAACUUACGGGAUGCAGAGGGCUGUGCAUCUUAGCCACACCUUUCUGCAUCAGCGCACCCUGGGAGAGAAAGCCAGCUCAAUGUAGCAGUCAGCAGUCUCAUUCCACAACAGGCCCAGAGGCAACCUCGGGGCUACCAACAUGGUGAGUUGUGAAACGUUUUACCAGGAGACAGAGUUUGUGGCUGCUGCUGUUAGAGCAUGUCUAACAGCUGGACAUGUUGCGCUCAGCACUUCCCUGUGAUUCAUAUGAUCUGGGGGUGUCUCUUUUGUUUUUUUGUCAGAGGAAGAGGGGGGAUUUGGUGUUAAAGGCUCUUAUGCAAAUACUUCAUAGAUCUGACACUUUUUCUUUUGUUCAUUUGUUCAGAGAGGUUUCCAAACAAAUUCCCACUCCGCUCUUCUCUAAAGAUGGCUCAUGCAAAAUAUAUAGAGAGGUAGAUAUAUACGGCUUCCAAAUCUCGCCCACACAUUCUCUCUAGACAUAAUUAAAGUGUGCAAAGUUCACACCAUAUCUUUGUGCCUGGGACCCUGGAAGAGCACCUCCUAAGUAUAAGCAUGAAAGGUUGCAAUUCUGAGCCACGUUGACCUUUCAGAGAGCAAGUGGUAACUGACAGAGGCCUCUGCGCUCUGCUCCGUCUCUAAAGCAAAGUUCACUUGUUCCCAUGUUACUGACUCUCUCCAUUCCACUGCGCUGGGGUUCAAGUCCGGGAAGGCUGUGGCACUCCCAGUUCUCUGUGACUAGGCAGAGUCAGUCCCCUGCAGUGUGUCCUUCCUCGGGGAUAGCCAAAACACACUUCUUGGAAGUGAGCAUGCAGCCUUAAAGGAAGAGGACACGUGAUUGUUACUUGAUACAUGCCCAUAUUGGUGUGAUCUUAUGAUGGACCACACCUGACUCCAGAGUGGCACAAAUGACCAGGAGAGACAGCAUUGUUGUUGGGUUUCCAAAAGUCUCUGUGCACUCGUCUACUCUAGGGAGCUAUUUCGAAAUAACAAGUGGAACGUCCAUACUACCAAACCCGUUAUUUUGAAAUCAUAUUUUGAAAUAAUAAUUCCUGCUUUCCACAAGGAA